This is a messenger RNA of Kwoniella botswanensis, 1548 nucleotides long. RefSeq lists its product as uncharacterized. Lineage: Eukaryota; Fungi; Basidiomycota; Tremellomycetes; Tremellales; Cryptococcaceae. Gene Ontology annotation, biological process: transmembrane transport. Gene Ontology annotation, molecular function: transmembrane transporter activity. The record is from RefSeq and is a predicted model, not a curated record. The transcript has 11 exons. The coding region runs from base 1 to 1548 and encodes 515 amino acids. Gene Ontology annotation, cellular component: membrane.
AUGGCCACUCAUACUCACCACCUCAACGAUUCGCACCCUCACAACGUCCCUAGCGAUACUCCUGUGGUACCGCUAGGAGACGACGAUAUCAUCAAACAUGAGCAUGAUCAUGUUGAGAAUGCCGCUGCGCCCAUGCCGGACAGUUUCCGAGAUAUGACUGAGGAUGAAAGGAAGGCCAUGGAGAAGAAGAUGGUCAGGAAGAUGGAUAUGGUCAUCAUGCCAAUCAUGGGUAUUUUAUAUAUCAUGAAUUACGUCGACAGAUCAGCUUUGUCAGCCUCAAAAGUAUACGGUAUCAUGGAAGAUCUCAAUAUGACCACCACCGACUUCGCUACGGCUAUUUCGAUUCUUUUCGCCGGCUACAUCCCAUUCCAAAUCCCUUCGAACUUGGUCAUGACCAAAGUCAGUCGACCAGGUCUUUAUAUUUGUAGCGCCGCGGUCAUCUGGGGAGCAGUCAGUGCAUGUACAGCCGCAGCGAAGACGUACCACCAUCUCCUUGUCAUCCGAGUCAUGCUGGGGGUCACGGAAGCGGUGUUUUUCCCUGGAAUGAUCUACUUCCUGAGCGCUUGGUACACGAAGAACGAGCUGGGCAAACGACUCUCCGCUCUGUUCAUGUUCCAAAUGGUCGGUAAUGCCUUCGGAGGCUUCGUCGCCGCUGCCUGUCUCACCCUCGAUGGACGAUAUGGGAUUUCCGGUUGGAGAUGGCUGUUCAUCGUCGAAGGAGUGGUGACUAUCGGAUGCGGGAUGAUCGGAGCGUGCUUCAUGCCUGAAUUCCCUCACAAUGCGAGACUGCUCAAACCCAUCGAAAGGGAGUAUGCCGUGUGGAGGUUGGAGAUGGAAGCUGGUGCCGGUGAGGCCAACGAAGAUACUUCCACUUUGGGCGGGUUCAAGCUCGCUUUGCUCGAUCCGAAAGUAUGGACCAUGGUUUGGUGUAUGGGUAUGGGUCAAGCUAUGGGUUCGAUCGUCAACUUCUUCCCGGUCAUCGUCAAUACUCUUGGUUACAACAAGACUGGAACUUUGCUCUUGACUGCUCCGCCGUACUUGCUCGCCGCCAUCGUGUUCUACACCAUCUCCUAUAUUAGUGAUCGCCGAAACAUGAUGUAUCCUAUCAUCAUGAGUUGUCUCGGUGUCGCAAUCAUCGCAUAUGUCUUGGCAAUCGCGACUUUGAAAAUUCCAGCCCGUUACGUGGCUAUGAUGUUGAUGCCUUCGGUUUGUUCCGGACCCCAAAUCAUGUUAUACAAAACCCUCAACGUCCACAUGGCUCGACCAUACCCCAAAAGAGCCGCUGGAGUAGCCAUGAUGAAUGCGAUCGGUGGAUUGAGCAACGUCUGGACUUCUUACUUGUACUACGAUGCUCCUCAUUAUUACGCUGCGUUCGGGUGUGUUCUUGGCUGUACAAUCUCCUUCAUGAUCACCAUCACGCUCUACAAGAUGUACGUUCAAAGGAUGAACAGGCUCUUGGGCGGUACACCGGAACAACAACGCCAAGCUAUGAAGAGUGGUGUAACUCAACAGCAAGUCGAUUUGGGAUGGCGAUAUAUUGGUUAUUAG